UGUGUGUGUGUGUGUGUGAGUGUGUGUACGUAUGUGACGUGUGCGCCACUCAUCAUUUUAGCCUAAAACAUUACGACCUCUUGUGUGUGGGAAACUUCAGACCACGCGCAGGGUGGGGCUGGGUGUGCUGAGUUCUCUGGAAGAGGGGCGUGUGUGCCCGUGUGUGCGUGUGUGUCUGCGUGUACGUGUGUGUGUGUGUGUGUGUGUGUGUGUGUGUGUGUGUGUGUGCGUGUGUCUGCGCGUGUCUGUGUGUGUCCGUCUAAAAGGUGUACCGUGCCGUACAUUACGGCUCACGCAUUAAGUAUUCCGAUUCAAGAACGGAGCGGAGUCCUAAAAAAAAAAGAAAAAAGAAGAAGAACUUUCCCAAAAAGUGUUGCGGCUGAGAGAUAACUGCACUCCGGACGCAGCGGACGGAUUCAUCGCGGACCCACAGCGGAACACACGCAGUAAAAAUGCCAGGUGAGCGGUUGUCUGUAAGAGGCACGUCGGAGGUGGGGCGCUUCCCCGGAGCGCCCCCCCCCACCAGGGUGGAGCUGACCAUUCAUAAAGAUGAGGAGAAGAUACAGGAAGAGGGAGGCUGUUGCGGCUGGUUCCAGAAGAUGUGUCUGUGCUGCUGUAAGCACCAGAACAGCAUCUCCUAUGAUAUUACAGACAAGGUGGAAUUUGUCAAACCCCCGGAGCCCAUAAAGCCAAAGCCUGAGAAUGGAGAAGCGAAGGAAAUGGAAGAAAUUACGUUUUUGGUGAGUUCUGUGGACCUGCUGAGCUCCAAGACGGGCCAGAACAGACAGGAGCACCACACCGACUUGUAUCAGGGGGACGAGCUGAUCAUCCGCAGAGGACAGACCUUCCUGAUAGAGCUGGAGCUCAACAGGCCCUUCAAUGCUGACAAUGACAAGCUGCAUCUGGAGCUUAAAACAGGUCCCCUGCCCUUGGUGGCCAAAGGCACCCAUGUCAUCAUCCCGCUGGUGGAUAGCCUGGAGGACGAACGCUGGGAGGCCAAGAUCGUGGAGCAGAACGGCAACAGGAUCAAGCUGUCCGUCAACUCGCCAGCCAGCGCUGUGAUUGGCCUGUACGGGCUCUCGGUGACAACCAGCACGUCGAAGGGCGAGGCGGCAACUACUCACGACUCCACCAAGAACAUCGUCAUGCUCUUCAACCCUUGGUGUGAGGAGGACGCAGUGUUUUUGGAUGAUGAGGAGGAGACAAAGGAGUACGUGCUGAAUGACACCGGGAGGAUUUACUAUGGAACAGAGAAACAAAUAGGCGCCCGCACAUGGAACUUUGGCCAGUUUCAUGAGGGAAUCCUGGACGCAUGUCUGUUUAUCCUGGAGAAGAGUGAGAUGCCACCAUCUGGCCGAGGAGAUCCUGUUAAUGUGGUUAGAGUCAUAUCUGCCAUGAUAAACGCUCAGGACGACUUUGGGGUUCUGGUGGGGAACUGGUCCGGGAAUUACUCUGAUGGAGUCUCUCCUUCGGCGUGGAGCAGCAGCGUGGAGAUCCUGAGGAAGUACCACUCCUCCAAUGGAACGCCUGUGUCGUAUGGACAAUGCUGGGUCUUCUCUGGGAUCACGACAACGGUGCUGCGGUGUCUGGGCAUACCCGCCCGCAGUGUCACCAACUUCCAGUCCGCUCACGACACUGACGUAUCCCUCACCACAGAUGUGUAUUUUGAUGAGAAAAUGGAUCCGAUCGACUACCUCAAUAGUGACUCUGUGUGGAACUUCCACGUAUGGAAUGACUGCUGGAUGGCGAGACUAGACCUGCCCCCUGGUUAUGGAGGAUGGCAGGCUGUUGACUCUACUCCCCAGGAAACCAGCCAAGGCACCUUCCGCUGCGGCCCCGCCUCCGUCAACGCCAUCCGCUCUGGCCAGGUCUACCUCAAACACGACACGCCGUUUGUCUUCGCUGAGGUCAACAGUGAUAAGAUCUUCUGGCAGAAGAACCUGGACGCCACUUUCAGCCAGAUCCACAGUGAGAAGAAAGCUGUCGGCCACUGCAUCAGCACAAAAGCAGUGGGCUCUGACGAGCGGGCGGACGUCACGCACCUGUACAAACACCAAGAAGGUUCGGAGGAGGAACGCAUCUCCGUGGAGACUGCCAGUCGCUUUGGCAGCAAACCAGAUGUCUACUCCACGGCCAUGGCAGAGGACGUGUGCAUUGAGGUGAAGAUGGAAGGCGAGGGGCCCAGGAUGGGUGCCGACGCCCAGCUGAGCAUCCUGGUGAAGAACCUGAGCUCGCAGCCUCGUCGCACCACUCUGCACAGCCAGGUGGCCGUCAUGUACUACACCGGUGUGCUGAAGGGCACCAUCAAGAAGGAGCAGAUUCCUGUGGAGCUCUUGCCCAAUGAAGAGAAGACCAUUGAGUGGAUGCUGCCCUACCAACAGUACCAAAACCAGCUGGUGGAUCAGGCAGCUCUGAUGCUGACCCUGUCUGGGAGAGUCAGUGAGACCCAGCAAGUAUUAGCCAACCAGACCACCUUCAGGCUCCGUACACCGGACCUCAACGUCAAGCCUUUGGGAGAAGCUGUCGUUGGCAAGGAGAUGGCAGCCAAGAUUACCUUCACCAACCCUCUGCCGCGUAUGCUGAAGGAAGUGGUGUUCAGGGUGGAGGGCCUGGGUCUGCAGAAGGGCCACGAGGUGGUCGUUGGCGACAUCGGCGGACACUCCACGGUGACACUGACGGAGCACUUCGUCCCCACCCAGCCCGGAUCCAGGAAGCUAGUGGCGUCCCUCGACUGCAAACAGCUCACGCAAGUGCACGGGGUGGCUGAUAUCGUAGUUCGCGAGCAGUGAGAAGCGACAUCACUUCCUGUCCUCUCGUUUGUUCCUCAUAACAUAUGAACAGAGAGCCUCUACUUAUACGGAAAGUGUGCCGAGUUCUUGUAUCUUAAACAAUCUUGUUGUUUUUCGUACUACAGAAGAAUACAAAUGUGGAUAUCUUUAAAAACUACGAGUAGACAAUUAGCAACUGUAGCGUUGUCAGUAUUAUUAUUUUUUUACUUAAAUAUUAAUCCACACUGAUGCCUUGUUCUGAAAUGUCUAAACUGUGGUGAAGUCUGCGGCAGGGUUUUCAAACCACGGGCAGCAAAUGAAGUGUUUGAUUAACAAGCGUUCGUUUAUUGAAGUUAUUAAAACCUGACUACACGGAGCGUCCACAGACCAAAGAAUGUGAAGGUGCAGACAGUCGGGUCACGAUCCCGUCGUGACGAUGUAAAUACUGCGUGUCACGAGAAGAAAAGUUCGUGAAACAAACCUCUCGCGGCUCACAUGAAGGAAGCGUACCGGGGGAAGUUCGUAAAGGGACUGGUGGGGAAAUUCAAUCCACGUCCC
This is a messenger RNA of Cyclopterus lumpus (lumpfish), 3326 nucleotides long. RefSeq names its product transglutaminase 1 like 1 (gene tgm1l1). NCBI's taxonomy places the organism in Eukaryota, Metazoa, Chordata, Actinopteri, Perciformes, Cyclopteridae. The record is from RefSeq and is a predicted model, not a curated record. Gene Ontology annotation, molecular function: protein-glutamine gamma-glutamyltransferase activity. Gene Ontology annotation, biological process: peptide cross-linking.